GUCAGAUAUACGAGAAUGGCGAGCUGGCCGCGGUGAUGAUGAACCAGGGUCGGAACAAUCAGGAGCAUCGAGAGAACGUCGCCUACCAGAACGUGGCUCACGGCUCGCGUCGUUUUCAAAACCGCCCCUCCAAUAACACGGUACAGAUUCAUCAGAAUUUGAAUCUAUUUUAUCAAAAUACGAUUGACUUUACACGCAACUGUAAUCGGGCUCGACUGCAGCCGCAGCAGCAGCAGCAGCAACCGCAGCAGCCAUUGCAGCAGCAGCCACAGCAGCAGCAGCAACAACCACAGCAGCCGCAACAGCAGCAGGAGCCGGAGGAGAACAUUUACGAGCGUCUGGACAACGACGACGACGAAGAUGACGACGCAAACGCGCACGAUGCUCCGCGAAACGAGCCCUUGGCGCAAAAUAACCCGGGCAACGCGGAUCACAUGUACGAGAGGAUCGACGAGCGGAUAUCGUGCAGCGGUAGAGCGCAUUGCCGUGGUUACAAAUAUCACGGAUUGAAUCACGUAUCCGCUCAUAGUUUCUUGAACGACAUGGAGGGUGCCAGGAACGCGAGCCAAUACGAUCAACUGAGGCAUAUUUAUUUGGAUUAUUCUCGACUGAGUAGUAACCUCUGCCAAAGCUCUCUCAGCAGAUUAGGCCGCAAUUGCUUUUCGACGGAGAACAUCGCGUAUGCUUCCACGAGACGCUCCGUUCAUCCGUUCGUGUACAACAAUUGCACAUGCUCAUAUUGCAGGCAGGUAGACGCGAGAUACCUCUGCCACCAUUGUCACAAUUUGCACAACAGAUUGAGAUACCAAGACGCCGCGACUAUUUCCAGACAUUAUGUGUACCAACUCGCGAGAAACUGCAGAUGCCCCUUCUGUCGCGGCGAAUAUCCCUACACGAAGCUUCCUACAAAUGCCCCUCGCGCCGCCGAGCUCUUUAGAAUGGAAUGCUGUCACUGUAGGAAUCCCGCCAAUUGCAACUGUCGCAGUAAGAUCCUAUCCGACGCGAACUCCGCGAUUUAUAUCGGCAGAUAUCUAGAUUGGAUCAGUCGGACCGGUCAAUCUGUCAACAAUCCCCUGUACGCCACGAUUCACGUCGGUAGAAUAGACCGUGUUUCUUCCAUGUCCGGAAACACGUCAAACAGCGGAAAUCUACCGAGUGCGGCCGAUCCCGGGCCUUCAUCGUCUAAUAACGCGACUUCUCGAUUCAACGACUCCAAUUCGUCGUCGAUUUUGCGGUCGGUGUUUGCUCCGGGCUCUUCCACGUCGAAUAACGCUUCUAUCUGUACCGUGAAUCGAUACGUGGAGCGCCAACACACUUGCGACGACUCGUGCAUUCGUAGCCAGAGCGGCAGUUUGGCCGGGAUAUGCCAACUUCUCGGUAGAUGCGAGAGAACGGAAUGCAAUCAUGGGAGACUGUCCGUGCAUUGGUGGUUCGUGAACAAGUGGCUUCCCUUGUGGAAUUCGCAUCAUCUCGACAGAAAUGCGGACGGACCGUGCGUAGACGAAACAUCGCGAGAACAGCGAGAAAGCGACAGCGACGAAUCUUAAGUCGAGGAAGUUGAUUUAUCGUCCGAGUACCUGCUGCGUAUCACAAGCGUAUUUUCUUACGUUCGCUCCCGCCGUUCACGAUGCGAUUACGGUUUAUAUCAGGGUCGGGCUUUUACGCGCAAAUGAUACGCUACGUGUAGACAAUGUAAACUAUGUCAUCUAUGCAGACAAUGAUCAAUCUAUACAUAUCGUUUAAAAAAUGUUUUGCUUAAAACUUAAUUAUAAGUUCAGAUUUUAUAAACGUUAAUAUUUUUAUUUAAUCUAUAAAAUUUUAAUGUAAAUUUACGUUAUUUUCUAAACAAGUUAGUUAAAUUAUAAAAUUUUUUAAUUACAUUUUUAUUUAUAUAUAUAUAGAAAGUUUAAAAGUACAAAAUCUACACAAAAAGUUAAAUGUGCCAAUUUGUCACAUAGUCAAAUGAAAAUUUCAUGUAAUUUGUUAUCUUUUCUUAAACAUCACAUUAAUUAAUACAGAUAUUAAUUAAUACAGAUACACAUUAAUUAAUACAGAUACAGACUCAAAACAGAUAUAGUAAUUGUUCCAUGAUUUACUUUUUUUAUAUAUUUUAAUAUAAUUUGCAAUAUUUUAUAUAAUUUAUAUUGUUUACAUAAAAGAUUAUUAUAUACUACACAUCACGUAGAAAAUACGUAAAAAAUUCGCGUAGACAUAAUUUUGAAAUCUACGGCACAGCCCUGGUUUAUAUCGACACAACGUGAACAUCACUUUCUUGGAGAUAUUUUAAUGAUGUAAUAAUAACACUUUGCGUAUACGCCGUGACAAUAAAUUUAGAUAUCGCGUUUUCAGAAUAUUCGGGAGUUUUGUAAUCAUAAGUAUUCUCAUUUUUUUCGAAGCAGUUUACGAUUACCUAGGUGACUACUUUUAGGUUUAUUUUAAUUUGUAAGGGCGUAUCUCCCUCAGAUUAUAUAGAUCUGUGCGCUCUAUAACGUUGCUCUGAUAAAUAUUCGAAUCCAUACAGUUACAAUAUAUAACGUAACGUGUGCGUUUGUGAGUCAUUUACUUUAGAAGUGUCGCGUUAGAUAAUCAUAUCGUAGGGACGCUUUUCUAGAAAGUUGGUUAAUAAUGAUUAGUACGGAGUAUUGUUAGCAAAUGUUUCGAAAUGGUAUAGUGUUCUUUUAACUAUGACCCAUUGGUAGUUAACGUUUAAGUUAACAUUUUUCAGCUGUGAUAUGUAUUAGAUCGGGUACUCUACCGAUCUAAUUUACGGGCUAAUCCUGCAUAGGUGCCGCGUCGCAAUGCUAAAAUCGUUUGCGUCGUGUAUUCUUUCUAAGUUCUCGAAAGCGGAACGGGCGAAAGAGAGUGAAAUUUUGCAUCUGUGACGAAAAAAAGGGUGAAAAAAAAGAGAGAAAUAUCUGGCAGAGUGUACAAAGACACGCGAACAAAUCUUAUCUAUAUCUCAUAGACUUUGCGUAUCGAGCGAGACGAUCGCUCAUUUCGUGUGUCUUAUCGUUAUUGUAAUACAUGUAAUAUUCUAUCUUGCGAGAUUUUUGGUGUACUCUCGUCGGUGUAGUCAGUAUUAAGUUAUCUCUACACACUACUUAAAAUUCUCUCUUUCUUUCUUAAAUCGUGAGUGUCGCGUUAUCGUCAAUACUUGGCGGCAUUGUCCAUCGCUCAUUUGCAAAUAGGAAUAACUAACGCCUGUCCAAUGCGUUGUCAGUCAUUUGCGAGUCGAUCCGAUUUCUUAAUGACUUUAAGCAACACUGGUCUAAUGACGUCGACAUUCAGGUGUUAAAUUAUACAUAUAUAAUCACAUAUAUACAUAUAUAUAUUUAUGUAUAAAUAUAUGUAUAUGUGUGUUGCGCGUGCGUGAUUGUACAGCACUUUUCAACAAGAUAUCCUCUGUGAGGACAAGUACAGCGGACGAUUGUAUACAUGCUCUACUACAGUUCUGAGUUUCACAGAAGGUUAAAUAAUGUUUGAUACAUAUACAUGCAAUAUGAUAUCUUUUCGACUUGGACUUGUUCGUAUUGUAUAUUUAGCGUGUAAUCGUGUUCAGCAUAAAGGAAGGUCUACCAUUUAUGGCAUAUGUUACUGUGCAAACGAAUGCAUAAUAUAAUGCAUAAGAAAUGCAUAAUAAAAUAUAAUAUAAUGCAAUAUAUAAAUACUAAUUAUAAAUUGUUUUCUUGUAACACAACUGAUCGAUACAAAUAGAUCAGUUGCUUUUCUUUGUAUUAAAAAAUACUGCAAAAACUA
Messenger RNA from Odontomachus brunneus, 3756 nucleotides. RefSeq names its product probable serine/threonine-protein kinase cdc7. The record is from RefSeq and is a predicted model, not a curated record. The transcript has a single exon. Lineage: Eukaryota; Metazoa; Arthropoda; Insecta; Hymenoptera; Formicidae. The coding region runs from base 36 to 1547 and encodes 503 amino acids.